This is a messenger RNA of Dictyostelium purpureum, 1695 nucleotides long. RefSeq lists its product as uncharacterized. The record is from RefSeq and is a predicted model, not a curated record. The coding region runs from base 86 to 1615 and encodes 509 amino acids. The transcript is spliced from 2 exons. Lineage: Eukaryota; Evosea; Eumycetozoa; Dictyosteliales; Dictyosteliaceae.
GUAAUAAUUGUUAUAAUAACUACUAUCAUUAUUUUUUAUAAUAUUAUUAUUGUAAUAUUAAAUAGCAUUAAAUAAACACACAAAAAUGAUGCCAAAAUAUAUCGCAGCAAUUCUUCUUGGUUUUUUAGCUAUGGGCCAUGUCUCAGCUGAAAAAAAUGCUGAAUUAGAAAGAUGGUUUAAUUCAAUUGAACCAAGCGAACUAAAUGCAUUCCAAUUAGAUAUCUAUAAUCAAUUAGCUACAAUGGACAACUAUUCAAAUGAAUGGAAAGGUGUAUUGAAAAUGAUGGUUAGUGAUGUAAAGCACAAUGAAAAUAGUGCCCAAUGGAGUCUUAUCCAUAACAAAUGGAGCCAAGGUUACAAUUACCAAAGAGAAAAACAAGAAUUAGAAAGUGCCAAGAAACAAGAAAUGGAAAAUGAAAACCAAAAAGAACAAGAAGGAGAACAAGAAGAAGAACAACAAAAUGUUCAACAACAAGAUCAAGAGGAGCAACAAGAAGAGCAACAAAAUGUUCAACAACAAGACCAAGAAGAACAAGAAGAAGGUCAACAAAAUGCUCAACAACAAGACCAACAACAAGAAAAUCAACAACAAGACCAACAACAAGAAAACCAACAACAAGAGCAAGAGGAAGAACAACAACAAGCUCAAGAAAACCAACAACAAGAUCAACAACAAGAACAAGAACAAGAGGAAAAUGUUCAACAACAAGAACAAGAAGAACAACAAGACAAUGUCCAAGGUUUACAAAUUGAUUUAUUGGGUAACCGUAUUGACAUAGGCUUCCAAGCUAACCAAGCCAAUGAAAACAAUGCUAAACCAAAAGUUAAUGCUGAUGAAAUUAAAAAUAGUAACAAUGCUAAACAAACCCCUGCUAUUCAAAAUAGAAGCCAACAAAAACAACAACAAAACCAACAAAACCAACAAAACCAACAAAAUCAACAAAAUCAACAAAAUCAACAAAAUCAACAAAAUCAACAAAAUCAACAAAAUCAACAAAAUCAACAAAAUCAACAAAAUCAACAAAACCAACAAAACCAACAAAAUCAACAAAAUCAACAAAAUCAACAAAAUAACCAAGUAAAAAACUCUCCACAAAAAGAAAAUGAAGCUAACAAUGGUCUUUUCGUUAACCUUGGUGUCUCUAAGCGUCAAAUUAUCCAAGAUGACCAAGAAGGUGAAGAGUUUGAUGAAGAAUUUGAUUUUGAAAAUCAAGAAGAGCAAAGAGAUGAACAAAAUAACCAAAAUCAAGAAGAAGAGGUUAAUAAUCAAGAAGAAGUUGAAGAAAACAAUAACCAAGAGCAACAAAAAGAAAUUGAACAAGAAGAAGAACAAGAAGAAGCCAAUAACCAAGAGGGUCAAGAACAAGAAGAGGAAGCUAAUCAACAAGAAGAAAACAAUAACCAAGAACAACAAGAGGUUCAAGAAGAAGCUGAAGAAAACAAUAACCAAGAUGGUCUAGAAGAAGCUAACAAUGGCUUUGAAGUUGUCUCUGAAUUAGAAAAAGAAGUUAUUCGUCAAAUUAACAAUGUAGAAGCUGACUACUAUGUUGACUCAGCUAUUGUUGAACAAGCAAAACAAAUUGUUGCCAGUGGCAGAAAUGCUGAUGAAGAGUAAAUCAGUAUUACUUUUUAUUAAAACAAAAAAACUAGUAAUUUAAAUAUUUUAAAAUUAAAAACAAAUAAAUAAAACUUUUA